Neomonachus schauinslandi (Hawaiian monk seal) is the source of this 2368-nucleotide messenger RNA. RefSeq names its product CD300 molecule like family member g (gene CD300LG). Lineage: Eukaryota; Metazoa; Chordata; Mammalia; Carnivora; Phocidae. Gene Ontology annotation, molecular function: transmembrane signaling receptor activity. The record is from RefSeq and is a predicted model, not a curated record. Gene Ontology annotation, cellular component: plasma membrane.
UCCUGCAUGUCCAGCGCCCACCAUGUGGCCCCUGGUCCUGCUGUGGGGCUGCCUUUUGCUCCCAGGUUAUGGAGCCGUGCUGGGCCCCAAGGAGAUCAUUGCGUAUGAAGGCGACACAGUGUCCCUGCAGUGCACCUACCAGGAGGAGCUGAGGGCACGCCAGAAAUACUGGUGCAAGGAGAAGGGGUUCUUCCUGUCCCGCUGCUCGGGUACUGUCUAUGCGGGAGAAAAUGGCCAGGAGACAAGAGAGGACAGGGUGUCCAUCCAAGACAGCCCCCAGACGCUCACGCUCCACGUGACCCUGAGGAAUCUCACCCUGCAGGACACCGGGAAGUACUUCUGUGGGUUCUCCAAACUGGGCCGAGAUGAGUCUUUCCUGGUCUCUCUGCUUGUCUUCCCAGGUCCCUGCUGGCCUCCCUCCCCCACUCCCUCCUUCCAGCCUCUUACUACAAGGAGCCUCCAGCCCAAGGCAAAAGCUUGGCAAACUGAGCCCCCAGAAUUGACUUCUCCUGGUCUCCACCAAACAGUCACCACAACCAAGCAGGGGAAGACAGGGGCCGAGGCCUCUCCGUUCACGGGGACCCUGUACGGACACGCAGGAACCUCCCCAGACCCAGGAACCUCUCUGUACGCGGGGACCUCUCCUCAUGAAGCAACCUCUCCUCAUGCAGGGACAUCCCGUCCAUUCACACAGCUGGACUCCACCUCCGCAGAGGACACCCAUCUGCCCCCCAGCAGCAGCAGCUCCAUGUCCAGGGUCUCCAUCCCAAAGAUCCGCAUCUUGGCCCCGGGCCUGGUGCUGCUGGCCCUCCUCCUGGCCACAGGCCUGGUGGCCCUCGGCAGCUAUCUGCUCCGCUGGAGGAAGGAAGCUCAACUGGACGCAGAGACACAGAGGAACGAGAAGGUCCAACUCUCACACUUGGCGCUGGAGCACACCAUGAUCAACCUCGAAGCGCCCCCUGGGCCCCACGCCAGCCCCAGCCCCUGCGCAGAAACCCAGGGCCUCAGCCAGACUUCAGAGGAAGAGGAAGCCCCUUCCCAGGACCCGGAGGGGGACAUGAUCCCAGGGCCUCCCCUCCACAUGUCUGGGGAGGAGCUCAGCUUCUCGAAGUUUGUAUCAGUCUAGCGGUGCCCUCCAGGCCGGCCGGCCGGGAAUCUGAAUGGCUGCAUUUGCGCUAACUCCCAUAAGCUUUCCUUGACAGCUUCAGAGCUUGCCUGCCAGACUCCGGGCUCUCCCCCGCCAUCCCCAGGCCCUCCUCCUGCAUGCCCAGCCUGACCCGGAAGUCUUUGUCAGCCCCGGGGCCUGCAGUGGUGGCCUCACAGAAUGAGUGGGACCCUGGGACCUCCUCGGUAUGUGCACAUUGGGGCAGGGCGUGCAGCUGGAGCUCCCAGAGCCAGGCAAGGCUCAGGAGAUCUGGUCUGAGUUUGUAUCCACUACAAGAAAUCCCCUGCGGCCGGGUGCCCAGCAAAAGACCUUCACCUUCUUCUCCCUUCCUUCCAUCCUGACUCAGCAUCACUUUCUCCUGCAUAAGUGGGCGAGGAGGAGGAGCAUGCUGGGAAUAGACGGGGUUCUGAGUUCUCAAAAUGGGACUGCUUCCCAGUCCUUCGGGAGGCUGGUUAAAAAUGUGACUCCUGGGCUCUACCAAGACCUACCAAAACCCUCUCUGGGGCUGGACCCACAGCUUUGCAUUUCUAACAAGUGUCCGAUGACUCUAAUACUUGAAUUUGAGAAGCAGUAGAUUCAGGUUCAUCCACGUUAGAGUCUGCAUUUGGUGUGUGGGGUCUCCCACCUGCCCCCCCCCCCCCAUAGGGGCUUCUCUGCCUAAGACACCAUGACCCAGCUAGGGGCUUUCCUGGGCCGGUCCGAGUCCAGGCCCAGGUCAGGUGUGCAUUGGAAAGGGGUGAGCCCAGGACUGACGGAGGGGUUACAUUUCCCAGCUCCCCACCCAGCCCUGCAUCCCAGGCUUUGGAAGGAGGCCAGAGAAAAGCUUGGCUCCUUCCCUGUUGAGAAAGGGUUAAUUGCCUGUGGGUUGGGGUUAGGGAGGAGUAGGAAAGCACAGGGUGCGGGUGGGCAUCUAAAAGGCAGGAGAGAGAGGACAGGGCAGGAACCUAGGAGGAACCUGAAGGUGACUCUGAGUCUGGCCCCCUGGAGAUCAGGAAGCAGGAGGGGGUAGAAUAACAGGAUUGCUAUUUUUUUCUUUUUUGACUUUCUUUAAAAAGUGAAAUGGGUGGUUGCUCAGUAUACAAAAGUUAGAAACAUGGCGGGGAGGAGAAGAAAAUUCACUCAGGCUCACCAUUCCCCCAGAUAAUCACAGCUGCGUUUUGUUGCAUUUCCUUCCUGUUUUUUUUACUCCACAUCAUUUGCUGG